This is a messenger RNA of Aspergillus alliaceus, 3558 nucleotides long. RefSeq names its product condensin subunit YCS4. Gene Ontology annotation, molecular function: histone binding. Gene Ontology annotation, biological process: meiotic chromosome condensation; mitotic chromosome condensation; mitotic cell cycle. The transcript has 6 exons. The record is from RefSeq and is a predicted model, not a curated record. Lineage: Eukaryota; Fungi; Ascomycota; Eurotiomycetes; Eurotiales; Aspergillaceae. Gene Ontology annotation, cellular component: nucleus; condensed chromosome, centromeric region. Bases 1 to 3558 code for a protein of 1185 amino acids.
AUGGAGGAUAGGGUCCAAUUCGAUAUCAACGAGUCACUUAAAUAUUAUUUGAGUGACCCAACCUCGGUUCCAACCGCCGAUGCUGAACCCGAACUUUUGGAUUGCGAAGCCGAUCCGGAUCAAUUAUCAACUGCCUUGAUUGAUAACGUUCUUAAUACGAUUGUUGAUGCGGUAGCUGAGACCCCGGAAGGACUGGCCAGGCCAGCCUUCUUUGACUCUUUGCUAUUUCUCUUAAAAUACUCCUCUUUCUUACCCACAAAGUCCCUGAGCAAGCUUCUUGAUCUGGUAGUGUCUGGAUUAUCCGUCGAAGGGGAUAUUAUCUACGGAGACCUCGAGUCUGACGAGCCGGAUAGCAUUCAACAUCAUAAACAGCUACUGGAAAUGUAUGGGUUCUUACUACAAUGGGCGCUUUCUGCCGUGGAGGUUAAGGCGGCAGAGAAGCCCGCAGAUACUAUACCUGCUCGAAGAGGCUUAGGAAAGUCUGGCCGGUCGAAAGCCAGCGCCAAAGAUGGUAAUUGGGACUGGACAGCUCAGAUACAGAUCUCGAUGGAAACGAUGUGCAAGAUCAUGAAGCUCAAGCUGAGUAGGAUCUUCUUGACCACUUCAGACCGCGACACAUUCAUCAACUUAUUUACUCGUUCAAUUUAUCUCAUCCUCGAGAGUGAGCAGCGUGUGAAGAGCAUGGCCAUUCGCAUGCAUGCCUUCAAAGUCCUGUGUGUUGCUGUCAAACACCAUGGCCAUGCGUUCGGUGCUCAGACAUCUAUCGUUCAGAGCUUAACGUACUUUGAGCAUCUGUCCGAGCCAAUGGCCGAGUUUUUACAUAUCCUUGCUGAGCAAUACGACUAUCCCCAGCUUUCAGAUGAGAUACUGAAGGAGCUUGGAAAUAAGGAAUUCAACUCCAAUGACACACGUGGUCCGAAAUCGGUCUCAGCAUUUAUCGUCAAACUCUCCGAGCUUGCCCCCCGAUUGAUAAUAAAGCAAAUGACGCUCUUAGCUAAACAGCUUGAUAGCGAAUCCUAUACCCUUCGGUGUGCAGUUGUUGAGGUUUGCGGGAAUCUUAUCGGUGACCUCAGUCGACAGGAGGAGCGCAGUGACAACUACAAGACCCAGAUUAAUGCAUUCUUCGAUGUGCUCGAGGAACGUUUUUUGGAUAUCAACCCAUAUUGUCGGUGCCGUGCUAUUCAAGUUUAUAUGAGGAUCUGUGAUUUGGAUCAGAAGUUCCCCAAAAGACGGCAGGCGGUCGCCGAACUAGCGGCGAGGAGCCUGGAAGACAAGAGCAGCAACGUACGACGAAACGCAAUCAAAUUACUCUCAAAGUUGGUCUCUACUCACCCAUUCAGUGUCAUGCACGGUGGGCAACUCUCAUAUACAGAGUGGAUGGCUAGGCUUGAUGCCGUGGAUAUCGAACUGAAUGCUCUGCGACCCCCUGAGACGCCAGGUUUUGACGGUGGGGAGGCCUCGCAUGUUGAUAGUGAACUGUUAGAUGAUGCAACACAAAUACCAGAUGAAUCUCCGUCUAAAGCACCGCGCAUGACUGAGGAAGAGAAGGCCGCAGCGGUCAAAAAAGCUGCCGAACAAGCAGCAACCUCUGAAUUGCUCGCGCGGCUUCAGUUGACUCGAAAAUACUACAACGAAGCCAUUCGGUUUAUUGAGGUUCUCCACACCGCCUCUGGGGUCGUCUCACAGUUACUGUCGUCCCGAAAUAAAAGCGAGGCUAUAGAAGCCAUGGACUUUUUUGUGGUGCUCGAUGCAUACAAGGUGGAAACAUCUCGGAGCGGAAUUCGACGAAUGCUCCGACUUAUCUGGACAAAAGGCAACAGCGACGAAGGAAAAGGCGUGCAAACUCAUCUCAUUGACUGCUAUAGAGGUCUUUUCUUCGAAGCACCGGAUUCUUUUAGCCUCAACGACACGGCAAACUACGUUGCUCGGAACAUGAUUAGUCUGACAUUUGGUUCUACGCCCGCUGAGCUGACAUGUCUCGAGCAACUACUGAGUACCAUGAUGAAGGCCGGCCAUAUCUCGGACGCUGUCAUUGCCAAGCUAUGGCAGGUGUAUGGCGUUCAGAGGAAGGAGAUCUCGAAGACCCAACGUCGGGGUGCUAUCAUCGUCCUUGGAAUGCUUGCUCUAGCUGACCCCGAAGUAGUCAUCAAGGAGAUUGAGGUAAUGCUGCGAAUUGGCCUCGGAAGCUUGGGGAGAUCCGACCUUGUGCUUGCGAAAUAUACAUGUGUAGCGCUGAGACGAAUGGUCCCAGGCCGCCAAGCGAAGUCUAAGGAAGUCGGUAUUCCUAAAUUGACUAAUGACCAUGCCAUUCUGACUCAACUUGCGGCUACUGUUGAGAUCGUGUCCGAUAACAAGGAAUGGUAUGGGGUAGCAGAGCAAGCCAUUAGUGCGAUAUAUGCACUAUCUAAACACCCAGACGUUCUAUGCUCUGAUAUCCUCAAACGGAAGACUAGGUCUGUCUUCCACCAAAGCUCGUCUUCGAGAGGUACUGGCGAUGGGGACGAGCAACGCCCUGGGACAGCUUCAACCGAGAUUCAAAGCCCCCUAAAAUCUUCAUCCGCUGCGCUUUCUCAGUUGCUUUUUGUUGUUGGACAUAUUGCGAUUAAGCAAAUCGUACACCUCGAGCUUUGCGAACUUGACUUCAAGCGCCGCAAAGCGGAACAAGAGAAAAAUAAGACAUCCUUCACAGCACCCCAAAUGGGCAAAGACGUCACUGAAGAUGAUGAACUUGAUCUUAUUGGCGGGACAACAGAAGACGACUUCACAGAUGCUAUGGCACACAUCCGUGAACGAGAGCUGCUCUACGGGAAGAGCUCUCUCUUGUCCAAUUUUGGGCCGUUGGUUACAGAAAUCUGCGCCAACAGCAACACGUACUCUGACCGUAAUCUUCAGGCAGCAGCAACUUUGUGCAUGGCUAAAUUAAUGUGUGUUUCAGCCGAGUACUGCGAGAAAAACCUUCCCCUCCUGAUCACUGUUAUGGAACGUUCCGAAGACCCGAUCGUUCGCAGCAAUGCAGUAAUUACACUUGGCGAUAUGGCAGUGUGCUUCAACCAUCUUAUUGACGAGAAUACGGAUUUUCUAUACCGCAGACUCAAUGAUGAUGAUGUUUCUGUCAAACGCACUUGUCUCAUGACCCUGACGUUUCUUAUCUUGGCUGGCCAGGUCAAAGUCAAGGGACAAUUAGGCGAGAUGGCUAAAUGCUUGGAAGAUGACGACAAAAGGAUUGCUGAUCUGGCACGCAUGUUCUUCACAGAGCUUGCGAGCAAAGAUAAUGCAGUGUACAAUCACUUUGUUGAUAUGUUCAGUCUCUUGAGCGCAGAGCGGAACCUCGAAGAGGCUUCGUUGAGACGUAUCGUCAAGUUCCUGAUCGGGUUCGUUGAAAAGGAGAAACAUGCCCGACAGUUAGCAGACAAGCUCGCUGCCCGACUUCCGCGGUGUGAAACCGAGCGGCAAUGGAAUGAUGUGGCCUAUGCCUUGUCACUGCUGCCACAUAAGAAUGAAGAGAUAACUAAGACAGUGAGUGCAGGUUUCAACAAAAUAGUUACUGCAAAUGCUUAG